This is a messenger RNA of Rasamsonia emersonii CBS 393.64, 570 nucleotides long. RefSeq lists its product as uncharacterized. Bases 1 to 570 code for a protein of 189 amino acids. NCBI's taxonomy places the organism in Eukaryota, Fungi, Ascomycota, Eurotiomycetes, Eurotiales, Trichocomaceae. The transcript has 5 exons. The record is from RefSeq and is a predicted model, not a curated record.
AUGGAGUUCGUUUGCGAAUCUUGCGGCAGAGACUGCCGUCAAAGUCUCAUUCAAAUCGCAUUCACUGACGAGUCAAGACGUGCACCAAACACUUACGUCUUAAAGUCUGUGGUCGAGACAUUAAAUGCCGCGUCCGCGUCCGCGGCUGCCGCAGCGGCCCUCCCCUCUCCUCCCCAGACUCGCAAGGUCCGGAUUAGUUCGCAGCUGACAGAUAUUAGCCCCCCUGCCUCUAUCAAGUUUUUGUUCACAGUGAAGAUAUGGAAAUCGGGGUUUUCCUGCUCCAGCUGUCCCAGGGCCCAUCAUCCCUGGCCCGCCUCCAUCCCUCGCGGGCACUCCCCAGGCAAUAUGGGACCGGGAGGAACCAUAGGAUGCAGGCAUUGUGGCCUGGGCAAUCAUAUGAAACUCCUCGAGAAUUACUUGGAGAAACAAGGUCCAAUCCAGGACUUCCUUGCUGAGCAACGUCACUUCCUUGGGCUUGUCUUCGCUGCUUCUGGCUACAAGAAAGAUAUUGCUACGAUUGACAGUGAAGAUGCAUUCUGGAUUUGGAUCUUAUUAUCUAUGCCUCUGUGA